This is a messenger RNA of Cornus florida, 843 nucleotides long. Its product is annotated as protein VACUOLELESS GAMETOPHYTES-like. Lineage: Eukaryota; Viridiplantae; Streptophyta; Magnoliopsida; Cornales; Cornaceae. The record is from RefSeq and is a predicted model, not a curated record. The transcript has a single exon. The coding region runs from base 1 to 843 and encodes 280 amino acids.
AUGGCUAGUAGUAUAGAGCAUUUCACCCAUCCAGGUCAUGGAUUAGUAAAGCUUCAUGCGGAGACAGACUACCUCUGUGAUGGUUGCAAUACCCCAGGAGUGGGCACCAGGUACCACUGCAACAGUUGUGAUUUCGAUCUGCAUGAUUACUGCGGAACUUGCCCCCAAACCCUCACCUCCUUCAUGCACUCACACCCACUCACUCAGGUCCUCCGAAAACCACAAGCCACGCGCCACACACACCGCGUCUGUGAUGUUUGCGGUGACGAACUCCAAAAACUAUUCUACAGGUGCAAGGACUGCGACUUCGAUGUGCACCCACUUUGCACCCAAUUGCCCCAAUACAUGCAACACGCGAGCGAUCCACUCCAUCCCUUGAGCCUCCAGACACCAUCAUCACUUGUACGUACUUGGUGUUUUGUUUGUGGUGGAUCAUGCACUUCUUGGCGCUACAGGUGUGGGGUUUGCGGGAUUGAUAUUCAUUUCAACUGCGUUUUGACACCAUGUCAUCCACCAACGUUGACCGGAUGCGGGGUUCAACCUGGACAGCCACCACCUUAUAAUGGUUACGGUUAUGGGGUUCAACCUGGUGGUCCUCCACCGACGCAGCCACCACCUUACGGUGGUUAUGGUUAUGGGGUGGCUUCUGCUUAUUGUAAUAAUUCUCCGUAUACUAAUAUGUACAACUAUGCCAAUGCCAACCCACCUCAAGGUGAAGGAGGAGGUGCAAGUACUACUACAAAUGGGAGGAAGAUGGCUUCGCUUGUUGGGAAGCUAGCGCUUGGAGUGGUACAGAACGUUAUCUUCGGAACGGGAAAUGUAGAUUUUUCUUCUUUCAUGUGA